Messenger RNA from Penicillium digitatum Pd1, 1827 nucleotides. NCBI's taxonomy places the organism in Eukaryota, Fungi, Ascomycota, Eurotiomycetes, Eurotiales, Aspergillaceae. The record is from RefSeq and is a predicted model, not a curated record.
AUGGCUCUCAGCUUCUUUAGUAGCAGCGGGAGCGCCAGCAGCGCUAAGUACUUCGACAUUAGGUUGAAUGAUGAGUAUAUCGUAUUUCGCGGUGGUGAACAUGAGGCCGCCAGUGCGCAUCUGCGAGGCACUCUGAUCCUCUGUUUGUCGGAGCCGCUUACCAUUAAACAUAUCCGUCUCCAGCUUACGGGCAUGUCGCGAGUCUGCUGGCACCUUCCCUCCAGUGCAGCCGCCGGAGGCCGUAAGCCAUGGCGUGAACGUGUGUUUUACGAGAAGACUUGGGGGUUCCGAGACCCAGGCAAAGGAAAAACCGAGCUCCUUCCCGCAGGCAACUAUGAGUACCCUUUUGAUGUGGUACUUGAGGGCUCCAUGCCCGAGAGUGUGGAAGGUCUUGCCGAUACAUGGGUAAUGUACCGCUUCAAGGCCGAGAUCGGGCGCAAAUAUGUCAAGGACAUUGUUGCGCGCAAACCGCUCAGGAUUAUUCGAACUCUGGAUCCCAGCGCUCUGGAACUCUCACAUGCGAUGUCCGUGGACAACAUCUGGCCCAACAAGAUUGAAUACUCCAUUAGCACUCCGACGAAAGCCAUCGUCUUCGGAACCGCCAUCAAUGUUGACUUCAAACUGAUCCCGCUUCUCAAGGGUCUUCGAAUCGGUCAAAUUACAUCACAGUUGAUCGAAACUCACGACCUUACCCUCAAUCCGGAAGACCCCGAUUCCAUUCGCAACACAUACAAGGUUACGAGGACGAUUUUGACCGACGAGCAUGAAUUGGAUGAAGACAAAAUUGAGAUCAUCGAUGAAGAGGCGGAAGGAUACCAAUGCACGCGCAUCCUAGACAUGCCUCAGACAUUGACUCGCUGUCUGCAGGAUACAGACACCAAAGGGAUCAAAGUCCGCCACAAGUUGAAGUUCCGUAUUCAGCUGCACAACCCCGAUGGUCAUAUCAGCGAGCUUCGUGCUACGCUUCCGGUUUCAAUCUUCAUUUCGCCACACCUUACCAUCGACGAUAACAACAACCUGACUGGACAGACCCCUCAAUCCACCCGGAUCGCCGUGGAUGAUUUCGCACACCAGGCGCCCCCCCUUUACGGUGAGCACACGUUUGACCAGCUGUAUAGCGAGCUGGAUCCCAGCGGAUAUCGCACACCAGGCCCCGGCAGUGGUCCGGGCUCGCCAUUCACCCCUCUCAGUCGCAACAUCUCGUCCGAAAACCUUGCCUCUAUGAACGCCCUGACCAAUACCAAUAUCUCGGCUUCGGCCUUGCACUAUCGUCUCAUAAACCUGAACGCAAACCCGCGCAACUAUCCCAUCAAUACCGGUACAUCUGCUCCUAACGAGGGGCUGAUUGGAUCUCAAUCCCCGACAGAAGGACACAACAUUCACCGCCAAUUGGGUGUCCCUAAUGACUACUUCGGAGCUGUUUCCGGAUCAAACCCACACAGCCGUGGCAGUCCAGAACUCUCUCGUCGGCCAUCCGACGAAGUGGAGCCUGAAGUCCUUCCCUCGGGCAUGGCAACUCCCUUCCAUCCCCAGUACGACGAGGUGGAGACACUCAGCCGGGUUCCUAGCUACUCGACUGCAGUGCGCUGCGCCGUUCGCCCGCGUGAUUCCGAUCUUCCCGACUACAACGCCGUGAUUGCGAGCAGCCUUCCCACGAUGCCAGUCCCGCAGUCUCCCCAGCAAGCUUAUAUCCGCAGCGGCCGUGCAAGCGGGGCUGCAACUCCCUUAGAGGUGGCUAAUCGCUCCGGUUAUUUCAAUUCUCACGGCACCAAUGCUGAUGACGAGGAACGCAGACUUAGACUUGUGCAAGCUCGUGCCAGAGCAUGA